Messenger RNA from Pongo pygmaeus (Bornean orangutan), 2418 nucleotides. It is a transcript of the gene DACH2, whose product is annotated as dachshund family transcription factor 2. Gene Ontology annotation, biological process: regulation of transcription by RNA polymerase II. The transcript is spliced from 12 exons. The record is from RefSeq and is a predicted model, not a curated record. Bases 171 to 1970 code for a protein of 599 amino acids. Gene Ontology annotation, molecular function: RNA polymerase II cis-regulatory region sequence-specific DNA binding; DNA-binding transcription factor activity, RNA polymerase II-specific. Gene Ontology annotation, cellular component: nucleus; transcription regulator complex. NCBI's taxonomy places the organism in Eukaryota, Metazoa, Chordata, Mammalia, Primates, Hominidae.
ACUGUUUGCUGAGCUUGAGCGUGAGCCCGCUGCUGAAGACUUGCGAACAGUUCGGAGCCAGCGAGAGCGCGCCAGAGAGAGCGAGAGUGAGGGAGUGAGUGCGAGGGGAUCUAGAGGAGUCAGGACGAGAAAGCGAGGGCCGGAGGACCCACGAUUGAGACAGAGUGACCAUGGCUGUCUCCGCAUCUCCAGUGAUCUCUGCAACUUCCAGCGGCGCCGGCGUCCCGGGGGGCUUAUUCCGGGCCGAAUCCCUGUACUCGACUCCAGGAGAGCCCCCUCGUCUUACUCCUAAUAUGAUCAAUAGUUUCAUGGUUAAUAACCACAGCAGCAGUGCCGGAGGCGGCGGCAGCGGCAACACCAACACCAACGAGUGCCGCAUGGUCGACAUGCAUGGGAUGAAGGUGGCUUCGUUCCUGAUGGACGGCCAGGAACUGAUCUGCCUGCCGCAAGUCUUUGAUCUUUUUCUCAAGCACCUGGUGGGAGGUUUGCACACUGUGUACACCAAGCUGAAGAGACUGGAUAUAUCCCCCGUGGUGUGUACUGUCGAGCAGGUCCGGAUCCUCCGCGGGCUGGGGGCCAUCCAGCCUGGGGUAAACCGCUGCAAACUCAUCACCAGGAAAGACUUCGAAACUUUGUUCACCGAUUGCACCAAUGCCAGAAGGAAGAGGCAAAUGACAAGAAAACAAGCUGUUAACAGUUCAAGACCUGGCAGGCCCCCUAAGCGUUCUUUGGGAGUGUUGCAGGAAAAUGCCCGCCUUCUGCCCCAUGCAGUCCCAGGCCUCUUAUCGCCAGGACUUAUCACUCCAACAGGUAUAACAGCUGCAGCAAUGGCUGAGGCGAUGAAACUGCAGAAGAUGAAGCUUAUGGCUAUGAACACUCUUCAGGGAAAUGGAAGCCAAAAUGGGACUGAAUCAGAGCCUGAUGAUCUUAAUUCUAACACAGGUGGAAGUGAAUCCUCCUGGGAUAAGGAUAAGAUGCAGUCUCCAUUUGCUGCACCUGGACCCCAACAUGGAAUUGCUCAUGCAGCCCUAGCUGGCCAGCCAGGCAUUGGGGGUGCGCCAGCCCUCAAUCCACUGCAGCAGAACCACCUGCUAACCAAUAGACUGGAUCUGCCAUUUAUGAUGAUGCCUCAUCCCCUACUUCCAGUCAGCUUACCUCCUGCAUCAGUUGCCAUGGCAAUGAAUCAGAUGAACCAUCUCAAUACUAUUGCCAACAUGGCUGCUGCAGCACAGAUUCACAGUCCACUCUCCAGAGCUGGUACCUCUGUUAUAAAGGAGCGGAUCCCAGAGAGUCCUUCUCCUGCUCCUUCUCUGGAAGAGAAUCAUCGUCCUGGGAGCCAGACCUCUUCCCACACCAGCAGCAGUGUGUCCAGCUCUCCCUCUCAGAUGGAUCAUCACUUGGAAAGAAUGGAAGAGGUACCAGUUCAAAUUCCAAUAAUGAAGUCACCCUUGGACAAGAUACAGCUGACUCCUGGGCAGGCAUUGCCCACUGGAUUCCCUGGACCAUUCAUUUUUGCCGAUAGUCUGUCCUCCGUGGAGACUCUGUUGACCAACAUUCAGGGUCUGCUGAAAGUUGCUUUGGAUAAUGCUCGCAUCCAGGAGAAGCAGAUUCAACAAGAAAAGAAGGAGCUGCGACUGGAGCUCUACAGAGAGAGAGAAAUUAGAGAAAACCUUGAAAGACAACUUGCAGUUGAGCUUCAAAGCAGAACUACCAUGCAAAAGCGCCUGAAGAAGGAGAAAAAAACCAAGAGAAAAUUGCAGGAAGCCUUGGAAUUUGAAUCAAAGCGCCGGGAGCAAGUGGAGCAGGCACUUAAGCAAGCCACCACUAGUGACAGUGGCCUGAGGAUGUUAAAAGAUACUGGAAUGCCAGAUAUUGAAAUAGAAAACAAUGGGACUCCUCAUGACAGUGCUGCUAUGCAAGGAGGUAACUAUUACUGUUUAGAAAUGGCACAACAGUUGUAUUCAGCCUGAAAGGUCCUCGCUGGCUUUACAUAAAUGAAGAUGCUUGUGAUUCCAGUUUAUCUCUGAAACUAUUCAACAUGGAGUUAUUUCAAUUUUGUUUAUCAGCAAAGCUUUGUUUACUGAAGGAGCUAUUUAAUCUAUGUUACGUUAAAAAAGAAACACGUGUACAUUUUAAAAGCAAUGAUGUAAACUUUGUUCUUGCAUUAGAUUGACCAGUUUAAAAAUAUGAAUGAAAUCCUAAUGGCUAAAGUAACUUGACCAUAUUUGAUGCUUUUCUAUGCUCAUUUCAACUUGGCUUUUUGUCUUUUAAAUUUAAAAAAAAAUGCAGUAGUGUGUUAGAGACUAGAAACUUAUAUGUAUGGUUUCCCUGUUCUACUAUAUAUAACGUUAAAGUACACCUUCUUUGUUAAAAAUGUACUUGCUAAACUGCAGCAUAAAUAAAAACUUUUUGACUUUG